Dryobates pubescens (Downy woodpecker) is the source of this 1281-nucleotide messenger RNA. Its product is annotated as NADH-cytochrome b5 reductase 2. Gene Ontology annotation, cellular component: mitochondrion. The record is from RefSeq and is a predicted model, not a curated record. The transcript has 10 exons. Gene Ontology annotation, molecular function: FAD binding; oxidoreductase activity. Bases 16 to 1044 code for a protein of 342 amino acids. NCBI's taxonomy places the organism in Eukaryota, Metazoa, Chordata, Aves, Piciformes, Picidae.
AGGCCGGCUCCAGCCAUGCGACUUGCCCCGCGCCAGCGCCCGCCUCCCGCCGUGUCGCGCCGCUGCCUUGCUGGGGCGGUGAAGGGGAGCAGGGUGCAGCCGGAGAGGGACCUGCAGGCGGUCGCUGCCAUGGAGGCGCUUGUGGGUGCGCCUGUGACCGUCGCCAUCGUCGUGGUAGCUGCAUCCGCCCUUUUACUGCUGCUGUUCAGAGGGACAGGCCGGAGGGAGAACGGCCGUGUCACCCUGCAGGACCCCGAAACCAAAUACGCUCUGCGGCUGGUGGACAAAGAGGAGAUCAGUCAUGAUACUAAGAGAUUCCGAUUUGGGCUGCCUUCACCAGAUCAUAUAUUAGGACUACCUGUAGGCCAACAUGUUUAUCUUUCUGCGAAAAUUGGUGGUGGUUUGGUGAUUCGGGCCUAUACCCCAGUUUCCAGCGACGAGGCAAAAGGUUAUGUUGAUUUAAUUAUAAAGGUCUACCACAAAAAUGUGCAUCCCAAGUUUCCAGAAGGUGGAAAGAUGUCCCAAUACCUAGAUGACAUGAAGAUUGGAGACCUGAUUGACUUCAGAGGGCCAAAUGGACUCCUUGUGUAUAAGGGGGCAGGUACCUUUCUUAUCAAGCCUCAUAAGAAGUCUGAAGCAGAGAAAAAGUUUGCAAAGCAUCUUGGGAUGAUAGCUGGAGGAACAGGAAUAACUCCUAUGUUGCAGCUGAUUCGUCGUAUCACGAGUGAUCCGAAGGACUCCACAAAAUGUUACCUUCUUUUUGCUAAUCAAACAGAAAAGGAUAUAUUGCUGAGAGCUGAGCUGGAAGAUCUUGCUAAGAGCCAUCCUGAGCAGUUCACGCUGUGGUAUACACUGGACAGACCUCCACAAGAUUGGAAGUACAGUUCUGGCUUCAUCACUGCAGACAUGAUUAAAGCCCACCUCCCUUCCCCCAGCAGUGAGACACUCAUUCUCAUGUGUGGGCCACCACCUAUGAUUCAGUUUGCUUGUCAACCCAACCUGGACAAACUUGGCUAUCCCAAGAGCUGUACCUUCUCUUACUAACACUGUUGUCACCUUUUGGUAAGUCACUGGAGAAAGGACAGUUCACCCCAACUGCCCGGUCUCUUGUGUGCUGCCAAAAUUCACGCAAGCCUCCAGGAGCUCCAUUUUUCAAGGUUCAUAUCCCUUUACACAACAACCAACUUGACUAAAAUAUGAUGGUUUUCAUUCUUUGUCAUUUGUCUGUUUGUCUGGACAGUUUCAUUUACAAGUUCACUACUGCAUAACGAAAGUGAAUUA